UCCUCAACCUCUAUUCCUUCACCUGCUUCUUCUCAACCUCCACCAUAUUAAGGUGGACAUGAGAUGAGAUGAGAUGAGUCCAUUGCAUCGCCCAUUUCGCUCAUGGAUCAGUAGGUAGCCAAUCAUUCUAGCUUCCAUCUCAAAAACCAGUAGCACAUCAUCAUCAUCAUCAUCAUCUCAACCUCAAUCUCAAGCUACAAAAUCCUCCAAGAAUUCCAAGAAACCAAAGGCUUGACACUAUUGCAUUGGAUUGGCGGCAUGAGGAGAGGAGGCUUCCAUGGCGCGGCGGCGGCGUCGCCGACGACGGUGGCGAGGGCGGGGAGGGUGAUGAGGGCGGCGGUGGCGGCGUUCUUCCAUGGCUACCAUUGCUACACCUCCGUGGCGGGGCUGCUGGUGCUGCCGUUCUCGGCCGCCGUGCUGGCGUCGGGCGCCAUGGCGUCGCCGUCGUCGGGAGCGCUGGCGGCGGUGUCGGCGAGGAUACGGCGCAUGUUCGACGCCGCCGGGUUCCCGCCGUCGUCGUUCUUCGCGCUGUUCAACGCCAAGCUGUCGCAGACGGUGUUCACGUUCGCCGCCGCGCUGCCGUUCACGCUCACGUUCCUGCUCCUCGCCAAGGCGUGCGUCGCGGCGAUGCUCCGGCCGGACGACGAUGGCGAAGGCGUGGCGCGGCGAGGGCGCGGCGUGGCGAGGGCGACGCGGCUCCCGCCGUGCGGGAGCGUGGCGGGCGCGUACCCGGCGAUGGUGGCGACGCACCUGUUCGGCGCGUUCGUGAUGCUGUCCGCGAACGCCGCCGUGUUCUCCCUCAUGUUCCUCGCCUUCAACGGCGCCGACCUCCUGGGCCUCACCACCACCUCCCACGCCGCGGCGACGCUCGCGCUGUCCGCCGCGGGCGCCAUCGCCUACUCGGUGGCCGUGGGGAUCGCCACCGUGGUCUGCAACCUCGCCGUGGUGGUGUCCGCCAUGGAGCGCCGCGCGGGCCACGCCGCGGUGCUCAGGGCGUGCGUCGUCAUCCGCGGCCGCGUGCCCACCGCGCUGGCGCUCGCGCUCCCGACCAACCUCGGCAUGGCCGCCGCGGAGGCGCUGUUCCAGCUCCGCGUCGUGUCGCAGGCGCAACGCCACCGCCUCGCCGGCGCCGGCGACGGCAAGAGGCUCGCGGCGGGCGUCGCCGGCGAGGCGUUCUCCAUCGCGUACAUCCACGCGCUCUGCGUCGUGCUCGAGAUCAUCGUGAGCUGCAUGUUCUACCGGAGUUGCAGGAGAAGCGAGGCCGACGAGCUCAGAGAGCUCGAGCCAGAGGAGAAGGGUGACCUCCAAGCUUGAGCUCAAGUGUAAAAGAAAGUGUUAAAAAAAUUUUAAAAAUGAAUAGAUGUAGCAUUUGAAAAUUUCAAAUAGGUUUGAAAUUAUGAUGAGCAUAUAUGAAUUGAGAUAGAAUUAUUCUGGAAAUUGUUUUUUUGUUUUGUUGGGAGUAAAUUAAUGGUAUAUUGGGGUUAAUAAAUAAUGAAUGGAUGAUUCUCUUGUACAGUAACAAACACACUCUUGAAUAAACAAGCAGGGAAGUUUUGCAUUCUUCA
Oryza sativa Japonica Group (Japanese rice) is the source of this 1565-nucleotide messenger RNA. RefSeq lists its product as uncharacterized. The record is from RefSeq and is a predicted model, not a curated record. NCBI's taxonomy places the organism in Eukaryota, Viridiplantae, Streptophyta, Magnoliopsida, Poales, Poaceae.